CUUGGCGUCUCAAGACCGGAAAUACAAAACAGGCAAUUAGAAUCAUCAUGGCGCCGCGUAGUGGUUGCUCAGGAAAACUGUAGAUAUGUAUUAGCAUGACUCGACUCCAGUGGACUGAAAAAAUGGCCAUCUUGACUCUGUGAAGUAUCGCCAUGUUUUUUGACCAUUUUUACAUAUGUAAUACCUUAAACAUUCAGUAGCGGUUUUAACCACCACGCAAACCACGCAAUUGCAUGGGGCCCCGGAUGUAGAGGGGCCCCCGCCCCAGUAAGAAAGCUCCUACAUGUUUUGGGUACACGCGCGAAUACGCUGUUGUCAGUGCUUUCAGAGCGGUUCAUGUUAGAGGUCUGGCAGGUUCUGGUCAGUUUUUCAAGUAGGACUUUGGGUACGGGUUUGUAAUUUAUGAAAAAAUAUAUUGGCCUUCCAAACUUGUUUCGCCCUUGCACUCUCACUCACAGAUGUGCGUGAACAGAAAAGUUAGGGGCUAUUCACACCGAACGUGUUUUUGUGUGCGUCUGCUCUGUUUUUCCAUUGUUUUCCUACGUAAACGUGCAGGACGAACGUCCUUGACUGCUGCACCGCGUCUCGCUGUUUCUUAAGUGUCUUACACAGGACCGGCACAUUUCAAGACACAGUGUCAAGUUAAUAAGAGCUUCAGGUUUCAAAAACGCAUGUCGACAUCUGCAUUCUGUUUAAUUCGUUGCGCUGCAUCUAGAUGGUUUUUAGCGCAUAUGUGUCACAAAGAUUUAACAUUCUGAACAAGUUCAGGUUGCAAAGAGAUGAGUGUUACAAUGUUUAACAUUAUUCCAGAUUGUUCUGCCCCAAGCAAAGUUUCAGCACUUGAUAAACACCAAUGAUGUUUUUUCCUUUCUGCUCUAGUGCUGAGGGGCCACUGUGCCUUGUAUGUUUACUGUUACAGUACUGUUACUAAUGUUGCUUACGAUGCUUACAUAAAAUACUGCCUUUUGCAACAUGGUAAACAAUACACUGCAGUGUUAGAAUAUAAGCUCCAGGUUAAAGUAAAUAAGACAGGAAUAUAUUACUAUUGUAUAAAACAAAUCCUCAAAGUAAUAAUAAUAAUAAUACUAUAUCAUAUUGUAAUGACAAACUGUACAACAAUAAAUAAUUGUUGGGUUAUAAUAUUAAUUAAUAACAACUGAAUUCCAAAAUGUUAUUGAGUGAAGUAGUAGGUUUUGCACACCCUGUUCAAAAAAAAAAUUAAAUAAAAAAAUGAAAAAUGUUUUGUACAAAUAUAUGUAUAUAUGCUUUUUAAUCACUGUAUUGUGGAAAAACUGGAAAACAUGCAUGGAUUAUCUUUAACUAGAUUUCUAUUUCAUUAAACAUUUUGAAUGUACUUGGCUACAAAGGCUUAUAGAAUGAAUUUAAAAUUAUGAUUUAAAAUCAAUUUUAUGUAAUUUUUUAAGCACAUUUUUUUUAAUGGGGCCCCGGGUUAAUCGGUUGCUUGGGGCCUCAGAAAUCGUAAACCUGCCCCUGUAAACAUUACAAAACCCACUAAGAAUUUACGCCAAUGCCAGUGAAAACACUGGAGACCGGAAAUACAAAACAGGCCAUUAGAAUCAUCAUGGCGCCGCCCAGUGGUUGCUCAGGAAACCUGUGGAUAGCCAUUUCUAACCAAAAUAUGACUUGCACUCCCAGUUUAGGGAGUAAAGGGAGCACCAUUCUACUUAAAAAAGGGGGCUUACAACAAGUGCUUAGUCAGGGCCUGGAAAUGGAGAGCUUCACACCUGAGAAUCACAAGUGCUUCAGCUGGAAUGGGUGGAAAAAUUUACUGCUGCCGCAGUUGAACAGACGCUCACUGUAUGUCUACGGCAGUGAGGUGGCUGUGGAGAAAGAGUGCAUUAGACAGAGAGAGGGAGGCGUUUUGGUCAUCCAUCCCUUCAGCCGUUUAAGGAGUUACUACAUCAUGUGUAUGGUGGCCAUAACUUUUCUGAAUCUAAUUGGAAUCCCAAUGGAGAUUGCCUUUCUAGACGGCCACAGUGGAGUAGGUUGGGAGGGUUUUAACGUGUUCUCGGACACACUGUUCCUGAUUGACGUUGGGCUUAACUUUCGCAUGGGUAUCAUUAACGAGGACAGUGAGGGAGCCAUUCUUGAUUUGAAAAGGAUUCGACAACGUUACUUAAAGAGCUGGUUUGUACCUGAUAUGGUGGCAGCAUUCCCAGUUGGCUACAUACUACUUAUUGCGGACCUACAAUACCAUGAUGACUCUCCUUCAUCAAAGGCAAGCAAAAUGAUGCGCAUUCUGAUGUUUGUGAGAAUCCUCAGCCUUGUCCGCCUACUGCGUGUAUCCCGGCUUGUACGGUUUUUCAAUGAGGUGGAGAGGGUUUCCAAUGCUAACUUGGAGGUUGUGAGGGUAUUCCUAAGAAUCUUGUCUUUAUUUAUGAUGAUUUUCCUGCUGUGUCACUGGAAUGGCUGUAUUCAGUAUUUUGUACCUAUGCUUGAGGAGUUUCCUUCAGACUGCUGGGUUAGAAAAGAGAAUCUACUGAAUGCCACAGUGGGAGAGAAGUAUUCUUUUGGAGUCUUUCGGGCGCUCUCUCAUAUGACUGCAAUAUCAUAUGGUUCCUCUGAAACACCAACAAAUGAGGUCGAGCUGUGGAUUGUCAUGACUAGCAUUGUGUCUGGAGCCCUAAUGUACACAGUAAUGGUUGCAAACACCGCUGCUAUGAUGACUGAUGUGGACACAACAGCAAGAACAUACAAGAGCAAGAUGAAUCAUCUGGAAGAUUACAUGACUUUCAUGAAGCUUCCCAAAGCCCUACGUAUGCGUAUCAAUGACUACUUUCAGGCUCGUUAUGCAGGAAAAUGGUAUGAUGAGAAGGACGUCCUAAAAUGGGUGUCCUCAUCUCUCAGAGAGGAAAUUUUGAUGACCAUGUGCUCCGGUCAUGUGAGAAAAGUUCCCAUCUUCCGAAACCGUGACGUAAAUUUCAUCAAUGCCAUUCUCCUGGAGCUGCAGUAUGAGGUCUUCCAGGAGGGUGACAUCAUCAUCUGUCGCAAUGGUCCUGGUGACCGCAUGUUUUUAAUUGAACAUGGGCAAGUCCGUGUGGAGAAUGAGUUCUUCCAGAGGGAACUGUGUGAUGGAGACUACUUUGGAGAGUCUUGUCUCCUAACAAGAGGAAGGCGUUUGGCCACAGUACAAGCUCUGACUAUCUGUCAGCUUUUUUCCUUGUCAGUGGACAGCUUUCGUCGUGUUCUGGAGGACUACCCUGACAUCAGGAGGGACCUGGAAAUAUCGCAAUCGGACAAAGACACUCUGUUAUGUUGACAAAGUAAUCAAUGACACAGUUUUGGAUCUGUAGUACACAAUUAACUUUUAAACAUUUAACAAUUGGCAUACUGCAUAUUUAACAUGAACAGAACUAUGCUGUCAAGUUCUUUAAAUUUGGAUAACUGAUUUUUAACAUCUUAUUAACAAAAUAAUGCUGUACAUUUUUUGAAAGCGGUAAUGUAACUUAAGGUAUAUUAUAUAACAGUCUUGAUAAUGUCAUGUUGUGUAAUGUUAAAUGCAUGUGAAAAUAUACCAGAAAUCUCAUCAGAUCACUUUCCCAAACACACAUAUAGACCCAGAGGCUAACCUACAUUCAUAGUGUGACGCAGGACACCCACACCAAGCCCCUCCUCCAACUUCUUUGGCUUGCAAUUGGUCAGAAAGAGCCUGGCUUUCCUUGGAUCAUUGUCUAUAGCAACAUAGAUACCAGGAGGUCUAAUCCAACUCUACUAUCAGCUGUGGAUGCAAGUAUUUUCCAAGGAGGAAGGUGUGUCUUGGUUGCAAGUAACCACAUUGGAAGGUCCUCACCUCUCUCCUUGGCCUCUGCUGCUACUGCCCAUGUCUCCACAGGAGGAUGCAUCAGGAAGGCCCUGCAUUAUUGUCAGUCAUAGUUUUGCUCUUAUCUUUUUAGGAUCUAAGCUAAGUUUAUAUUAGUAGUGCCUGAUCUUUGCCUAUCACAGAGGUCUCUGUGAAAAGUAAAUGUUUUUUUUUUUUUUAAGUAAAUCUUAAAGUGUGUGUGUGUGUGGGGGGGGGGGGGGUAGAUGAGUCCUAAGUUAACAGGGAGCUUUUUCAUUGCAUUCUGUUUUAUUGUUGAUCUUUGGUUCUGAAUGCUUUUUGUCAGGGUCAGACUACAUUUUCAUUGCUCUUAAGACAAAAUGUAAUGUAAGCACUUGUCUUCUUUUUCAAGGGUAGUAGAUGUAACCAUAUUAAUAAGACCUACAUAAAUCAACAUGCAUAUUAACUGUAUAUAGUUCCUCUUCAUUUUUGUUUUCUGUCUUUAAAAAUUUUAUUUGUUUAUAUUUUUUUUAAUUCCGAAGAGACUGCAAUAAACUAAUAUUGCUUUUUUUU
Molecule: messenger RNA, 4351 nt
Organism: Myxocyprinus asiaticus (Chinese sucker)
Lineage: Eukaryota; Metazoa; Chordata; Actinopteri; Cypriniformes; Catostomidae
Product: potassium/sodium hyperpolarization-activated cyclic nucleotide-gated channel 1-like
Exons: 11
Coding region: 1529-3280 (583 amino acids)
Biological process (GO): monoatomic ion transport; transmembrane transport
Cellular component (GO): membrane
Molecular function (GO): monoatomic ion channel activity
Source: RefSeq, a predicted model, not a curated record